Molecule: messenger RNA, 10637 nt
Organism: Parus major (Great Tit)
Lineage: Eukaryota; Metazoa; Chordata; Aves; Passeriformes; Paridae
Gene: ANKFN1
Product: ankyrin repeat and fibronectin type III domain containing 1
Exons: 18
Coding region: 161-3397 (1078 amino acids)
Biological process (GO): regulation of establishment of bipolar cell polarity; establishment of mitotic spindle orientation
Cellular component (GO): spindle
Molecular function (GO): protein binding
Source: RefSeq, a predicted model, not a curated record
UUCAUGCAGUGUAAAGAAGAGAUUUACUCAUUCUGCCCAGAGGCUGAGCCAGAAGAGACAGCAAAGCUAAUGUGAUUCAUUGAAGGAACAGAGUGGACAAUUACCAGCAACUUGUUUACGUUUUGCCUUGGAUAGCCUAAACUGAAAACCCUGGCUGAGAAUGACCCAGCAAAUGCACAACCUGAGCCUCCUGCAGAGCAAAAAGGCCAGCAUGCCAUCGUCCCCCAACGCUGCCAAGCGGCUGUACAGGAACCUGUCGGAGAAGCUGAAGGGCAGCCACACGUCCUUCGAUGAAGCUUAUUUCCGAGCGCGCUCCGACCGCCUCAGCCUCCGCAAGGCCUCCAUGAAUUUUCAGUGCAAUGAAGCUAUGUUUGAGGCCGUGGAGCAGCAGGACCUGGAUGCUGUUCAGAUUCUUCUUUAUCAAUACACCCUGGAGGAACUGGACCUGAACACACCAAACAGCGAGGGACUCACUCCUUUGGAUAUUGCCAUUUUGACAAACAACAUCCCCAUUGCCAGGACCCUUCUACACGUUGGGGCAAAGGAAAGCCCACACUUUGAGACCGUGGAGAGCAGGUCUACACACCUGAGCACGCUGGUGCAGGAGGCCCAACAGAGAGUGGCGGAAUUGUCUGCGCAAGCAGCGAGUGAAGGGCUGGGCAUGGAGAGCACCGAGAGGGAAAAGCAGCUCAAGGGCUGGGAGUGGAGGACCAGGCUCUACCAGCGCAUGAAGGCCGGCUACGAGCAUGCCCGAGCCCCCGAGGCGCCAACCAAUGUCUGCCUCAUGGUAACGAGCAGUACAUCACUCACUGUCACCUUCCAAGAACCCCUCAGUGUCAACUCAGCUGUGGUGACCAAGUAUAAAGUGGAAUGGAGUUCUUCAGAAGACUUUUCUCCUUUGGCUGGUGAAAUAAUUAUGGAUAAUCUUCACUCUUUGAGGUGCUCCAUCACAGGUCUCAGGACGGGCCAGAGAUAUUGUGUCCGUGUCUCAGCAUACAACGUGAGAGGAUGGGGACCUCCACGCAAAUCCACUCCUGAAUAUGCUUCACCUUCAAACUGGAAAGACUGCAGUGGAAGACAGCCUCGGCACAGGGGACACACGGAGGCCCUGGAACGCCUCCUUCAGCAGGUUCGAGCAGCUCAUCAGCACUAUAAUUGCAGAGAAAGUUCUAAAUUACAAAAUGCUGGUCGCAAGCAAUCGGUUUCCAGAAGCCUGAAGCACCUUUUCCAUUCAUCAAACAAGUUUGUGAAGACUCUGAAACGGGGACUCUACCUAUCUGUUAUACUUUUUUACAAAGACAAUUUGUUAGUAACCAAUGAAGAUCAAAUCCCAAUUGUGGAAAUCGAUGACUCUCACAGUAGUUCAGUUAUGCAGGAUUUCCUGUGGUUCACAAAGCUGUCCUGCAUGUGGGAUGACAUCAGGUGGCUGAGGCAGAACAUGGCUGUGUCUGUGUCCUCAUCCACAGCCCUCCAGGCCAGGCAGAAGAUGCUUUCAGCAGCAGCACAGCUACAGAAUUUGCUGGGAACUCACAAUUUAGGCAGAGUUUUUUACGAGCCAAUUAAGGAUCGACAUGGCAAUAUGCUGAUAGUUACUGUAAGAGAAGUGGAGAGUCUGUACUCAUUUUUUAAUGGCAAAUGGAUGCAGGUAUCCAAACUACAAAGCCAGAGGAAAUCCCUUUCAACUCCAGAGGAGCCAACAGCAUUAGACAUCUUGCUUAUAACAAUCCAGGACAUACUUUCCUAUCACAAACGAAGUCAGCAGCGCCUCCCUCCCGGCUUGUACCUGGGUUACCUGAAACUCUGCAGUUCUGUGGAUCAGAUCAAAGUGCUUGUGCUGCAGAAACUGCCCAAUGUCCUGUGUCACGUCAAAAUCCGAGACAACAGCAACGUCUCCAAAGAUGAGUGGGAAUGGAUCCAAACACUUUCUGGCUCAGAAUCCAUGGAAAGUAUGGAUCAUACUUCAGACUGCCCUACUCAAUUGUUCUUGUAUGAGCUCCAGACGGCAGUGAAAGCUCUCCUCAAACAGAUCAAUCUACCUCUGCAUCAGGCUAAGCACUUCCGUCUGUACACACAGGAGGUGUUGGAACUGGGUCACAAUGUCUCCUUUCUUCUCCUGCUCCCCGCCUCAGACGACGUCUGCACUGCCCCAGGACAGAAUAAUCCUUACACCCCACUCUCAGGAUUUCUUAACCUCCCUCUUCAGAUGUUUGAACUCGUUCAUUUUUGCUGUUACAAGGAAAAAUUUAUAAGCCUGUAUUGCCGCCUUUCUGCUGUCAUAGAGCUGGACUCUCUGAAAACCCAGCAGUCCCUGAGGGAAGCAAUUUCAGACAGUGAAGUCGCUGCAGCCAAACAAAGACACCAGCAAGUUAUAGACUACAUACAGCAAAUUGAUGAGAUAUGGAGGGACAUGAGAUGGAUCACAGAAGCACUGCAGUAUGCAAGAUACAAGCAGCCAGCAGCAGGCCUGCCCAUAAAGAAGCUUGUGGAUCUUUCAGAAGAACAUUCUCAAAAGAAAAUGAGCUCCACCUCUUCACAUCUAGAUUGUCUUCCUUCACCUCCACCUUCCCCUGAGCCUAGAAUCCAGAGGAGAAAAGCUGUGAGUGACUCCCAGCCCUGCUCAGAUGAGGAAGGCUGCUCCGAGGUGUUCCUCCCAACCGACAGUGACUACGACUCCAGCGAUGCGCUGAGCCCGAGGGAAUCUGAGCUGAUUUACUCCUCGUCCCAGGACAUCUCCCAGCAGGCUGGCAGUGGCCUGGGGGGCAGCGCACCCAACGUGCUCCAAGCCCACGACGUGAAGCCCUGCCUGGCACUGAGGGAAGUGACAGAGUGUGGUGCCUUGGACACCAGUGCUGAAUGUUGCACAGAGCAGAUGAGCAGCCUGACAAUGUCAGGGCUUACACCGAAAAGCACGGACAAGUCCUCCAGCUCCAAGCAGCCACUGGGCUUUUUAGGGAAAAAAAAGUUGGGGAAGCACCAACAUUACAACUACUUCAGCCGGCAGCACCGCUGGCUGCGCGUGCACAGCGAGUCUCAGGGGGGCUCCCUGUCUGAAGGUGUGUACACACAGCAUCCUAUCAGAUCUCCAGAUUUUUUUCAAGAACCUACCUCCAGUGAGCAGGUGAAGAUUCCCACCGAUGGGUCUCAGAGCACUUUCGUACCUCAUGCAUCCAGCCUUCCAGAGGAUGGGAAAGGCAAGGAUGAGGAAGCAAGGCAGGAUGUCCAUAGGACACAUGUGGAGCCUUAUGAAACAACAUUUCUGGACGAAGAGGUAAAGCCCUGGGUGAUGAGCAUGGAGUCUGUGGAACACACGGAUGUGCACAGUGCUAUGCAACAGAUCACAGGUCCAGAGGAGCAGUCGGGUUCUGCUGUCCCAGAAGUUUUCAGCAGCACCCUUUAACCCCAGAAUCCUGCACAGCUUCCCAUCACUCCACAUGAGAUAUGAAAGUUGUGAUCAUAAAGGCCAUACUUUCAAAAUCACUGGUAAAAAUCCAGUUCCUAAAAUGGCAACUUGUGCCUCUCUAAAGAAUCUGAAUGUUUUGACUUCAUCACCAGAUUUCUGGUCUCACAGAGGUAUCACCUGCCAUGAGGUGAGCAUUAUUAUUACUGACAUCUGCAGCUUUGCAGGUAGAGUCAUAACAGUCACUACAUAACAAUGUGCAAUUGAGUAAUCAGGUUUUGCAGAUCUCUUCAUUCCCAUGUUUCUCUGAGCAUGCAAAAUUUUAAGCAUGAGUAGUUCUGCCUGCAAGUAAGCAGAAGCUAUAACAGCCUUGGUGUCCUUAUGUUAGGACUGUGUCCUAAAAGUCUAUUUACUAUUUCCCACCAUCUCCUGCAAUUUUUUCUACUUUUCACCUUUUCUUGAAUGGAUUUAGGUUGGAUAUAGUUGAAAUGCUCACUGGUCUAGUAACACUGAUAACCCAGAGUUUCUGGCCCCUUAAAGAAAUGGAAAUUCUUUCAAUAUCUAGAAAAUGUAAUCAACACCAUCUCUGAAUCCUGUUGAAGUCUGGCAUAAUUAUCACAAUUGUGUUUUCAGGAGCUUAGAUUCCAAAUUAUUUAAGUAGCAAGCAAUUUUAAAAGCUCAGGAGAUGAAUCUUUGAGGUCAGGAGCAGACAGAACGAGGCCAGGUUCUAGACAAAUAAUAUGCAGGGUCUAUGUGAGAUUGACUUUCCUUCUCCCCACCACACAAGAGCACAUUUUGUUGUGUUGGCAUCACUUUCACACACCCAUUGGAAAGAAACACCCCUAUUUUUAUUCCUGAAUAUUCACCAUAAACUCCAGGAGUAUUUGAUCACCAUGACUGAAGCUGGAAUAUCCUGGCAAUUCUAAUUAGGGAAGUUUGGGGUGAGGUUUGAAUCUAAGAUUUUUUUCUUUGGGCCCCAAAUAAAUAUUAUUAUGAUAAGGAGGUUGGGAUGUUGCUCUAUUGUGUAAAAGCAAAUUACACUGAGUCAGGAUUUUGUCCUUUGCAACCACAAUAAACCUUGAAGCAUGACAGAAGAUAAUCUCAAAAAAGAAAUCUAUAUUAAUAAGAACCAUAACACUGGAGUCACCAAGAAAUGAACUAAUGUGUAGAGAAACCCCAGCUGUUGCACAAGCUUUAAUUUUCUUAAACAGUUCUUGAAGUUUAAUUUUAUAGGCCACAUUCCUGCUGGUUAAAUUCCCUCACUCCGUGUUUGUGCAGCCUUCUACCUUUCAGUUUUCCAGCCUCCAGGUGGAUACAUUCUAAGGCCCCCAAUAAAGAGAUUUGAGUUAAAUAGUUGAGUUUACAAGUCCUUGAGGUAAAGGUAAGGAUUCGGGCCCAUGAUCUGUGGUCCUUAUUAAAAUAGCACUUCCAUAACCCCAGUGCUAUUAAAAUCCCUGUGAACUCAAUCCAUAAAUUCAAAAAAUAAAUGUUAUUCACUAUUUUAUGUUUGGUCAGUAUGUGGAAGCCAAGAAGAGUCUUUGCAGUGAUAGAAGGGCAAAAAAUUUCUAUAAGGGAUUUACAUUUGUAACUUCUCAUUUUGGGAGCAGGAAGUUAACUUUUUGCACCAAAAAUACUCAUUACCUGAUCCAAAGUGAGGAUGGAAAGACUUCCAUUCACUCCCACAGGGUCUGGAUGUGACCCACACCGAAAAUUCCUGUGGGUGAGAAGAUGCAGGGGGAGCAGCAGUGUCAGUGCCCAUUUGCAGCUAGAAGGGCACACAUUGUAUGGAACUGGGGAUGAGGAAAGCCUGACUCAGCCACAGAGCCCAGCAGAGAUGUCUGACUGUCACUGAGGGCACUCACAGCUGGUUACUUGAUAUUCUGUUCAUUAGCAGAAGGCUUUUCACCAGGGAGGGACAAACAAUGAAUGUAAUGCUCCUGUGCAGCAUCAAAAUAAUUGACACAGUUUUCCAGUGUCCAGCACCUUGCCUGGGCUCCCCUAAUCUGUUUUGCCUCUAAAAAAAAUGCCAUAAAACUAUUAAAGAAUAAAAUAACCAUACACUGAGGCCAUAUGUUUUUUCAGGAAAUGAUGAGACAAAACAAGAUGUUCCUAAAUGAAAUCCACCUCACUUUGUUUUGGCUCAUCAGGAACAAUGAGGGCAAGAAGUAGCAAAAUCUCCAGCGGAGAAGCACACACUGCUGGUGAGAUAAGGAUAUUAAAAUCUCUUACCUGCUCCUGCUGCUGGACCUUUCCAAAGCAGCCAUAUAGCAAAUAAAGGACUGGGUUCUUUACUUGUAGGAAGGCCUUGACUUCAUCGUAGUCUUCUCUGCUGAAAUGAAAUUUGACUCUGGGGAUGCAAAUACCAGCCAAAAUCUAUCCUGUCUUGAUUUAAACCUUGCUAUGGAAGGAGUGUUUAGGUGAUGGCCAAUGGGAUGUGCAUCCUUGAUCUAUUGCCUCCAGACUGAGGUUCUUCCACAAACUUUAAUAGUCAAAGUACUAAUUGAUAGUUUUGGGUUUAAAUACUUCUGCCUAUAAAGCACUGACUCAUCUUCAGGUAAAAAUUUAGUUACUGGUUUAAAACCACGACAAUGUUCUUUGUUCAAAAUUGCUACCCCUACCUAUUUUGGGUCUCCUUAAAAGAAUAGUAGUGAACACCCAGAGAUAAAUAAACAGUAGAAUGCAGUGCCUUUCAAGUACUGCCAUAAUACAAAUCACAGUUCUUGUGCAGUUCUCUUAGGAACAUCACAUACAUAUUUCAAAAGCAACUUCAGCAACUGAAAAGAAUCCUGGAAAAUGCACAGCACAACACUGUUAGCCCCACUCCAUAGUGACUCUUCUGAGCAGAGCUGAGUAAAGGCUCACAGUCCAGAAUCAAAUUAAAAUUAGGAAUUCAGAUCUUUAAUUACUGGGAACCCUUUCUCCAGGCUGAGCUCGAGAGCCCCUCCAAGGGCUCAUGCACAGAGCUGGGCAAUGCCACAGCUCAGAGCCUGCACCAGUUUCAGUGGCCAGCAGACAGUUCAUUCAAAGGAGCCUGUGCCCACUUUGCACCAGUUGAAACUCUCCUCUCUAAAGGCACUUGUGCUUUGCAACUUCUGAGUCUCUCUUACUCUUCCAUCUUGCACCAGAACUUUUGUCCUGCAUUUUUCAGGGAGCAUAUUUUCUCCUGGGCUGAACCCAGUCCCUCCUCUUUCUAGCCAUGAUUUGGGCUGGCUAAAAAAGAAUGUAGUGCUUUAACAUUAUGACUUCACAGAAAGAAAGAAAGGAAAAAAAAAAUCUCCCUGUGUAGUGGUCUCAAACUUUCCUAUUUCUGCUGCUAGGAAGUGAGAUAUAGGUAAACUGCAAGGUCUACACUCAAAAUUCCUUGCAUCCAUGUGCAGGAAGGCAGUCUGCACAUGGACAGUUUGUCUCAAGACAUUGAGACAAUAAACAUUUAUUUCCCAUGCUUGUAUUUUUUACUUUGUUUUAGAGACUAAUUAACAAUUGGAUUUUUUACAUAGACAAAUAAAUCUAUAAAAUAAUGCUUUUAAAUACAGAUAUUAAUGGGGGAGAGUGGACAUGGAAUAUUUUAUCCUGAAUAUUCAUAUGCCUUGGAAAGAGAUGGCACAUCUUUAAAUUCUCCAUGGUAUAAAGAAAUGCAUUAAGUUGCUGGUCAACUCUUUGAAGGUGUUUCAAUGCACGGCUCGUGACUGUUAUGUAAAAUUUCAAUACAGCCUUACAAACAACAAGGGUAUAGUGUAUUUGAAAAUAGAGUACACAGUUUGGAAACCUACUCUGAAUUUCUCUAAGGUGUUGAACUUUGCCAUCAGCAAAAAGUAUUUUUAGUAAACAGGCCCUGAAUUUUCAGACAAUGGAGAUUUCAUCAGGUUCCGUCUGAUUUUUCCACUACAGAAAAACAUAAAGUAACUAGAAUGCUUUAUUUGUAAGUAUAAUUUAUCUUUUGAUUGCAUGAAGGGGAAUUCAUAAGGCUGAACCAUGCCCAGAAGUGAGGAGGGGAGCUGUUGGCACCAUAUAUUCUUUGCAGAAAGGCAGGGGAGCAUUCCCUGUGGAGGACCCUGGCACACUGGAGCUGGCAGCAGCAGUGGCACCCACCCUCCCUGGAGCAUCCCCCAGGGCCCUCCCUUGGCUCAGACACUUCUGCACAUCCAGGAGUCAUCACCUUGAUCUGAUCAGGCUCUGGAGCAGCCCAUCCAUCACUGCUGGAUGCUGGAGAGAUCCCACCAGCUCAGAGAUCACCUCUCCUCAGUGCCAGUGUCUGUGAGCUCUGACCCAGCAGCUGGUUCUCAGCCGGGGUUUUGGGGUGAAUAAGAACCAGCCUGGAUUGCUUUCCUCAAGUCUUUUCACACCACAGCAUCCUGGGCAAGGUCCAGCCUUUCCACCAGGCAGCCCAUAACAGGGGAAUGUAGUACUAAGCUUGGCUAUCACUAGGCUACAGAAAACCACCUAUGUAGCUUUUCAAAAAACUAGGAACAAACUUUUUAUGUUUAUUGUUAUUUAAUUUUCUUUCUUGGAAAAGCUAUGUGAAAAUGAUCUGGCACUGGAGAAGUUGGUGUGGCGCUAAUCUACCUUAUUACUGUGAAUUGUAGUAAUUUAUUAAGCAGAUUUGAAGCUGAAUGCACAGACUUUUUGUGGUUUACUUUAUGUAAAAGUCCAUUUGGGCACAGUCCUGUUGUCCUUGGGCCUCACUCCAGGUUCUUUUGCACAGUGUAAAUCAGGAGUAGUUCCACUGAAGCUGGGUCAGGUACAGCCCAGCACAGCCUGAUGCACAGCUCCGUGUCACCUGAGACCUGGACCAUCAUGAAAACAACAGAUUUAUGCUGGUGUAAAAAAUGAUGUUUAUAAGGAAGACAAAAGGAGUUUGAUCUCAGAAUACUCUCCUGGUCGUCCCAGGUUUCACUGGAGCCGGGCUCAGAGAGUGAACCCACCACUCUGUGUGACACCAGUUAUACUGGGGGAAACCCUCACUGCAUCAUUCACUAUUGCUCCAUAUAACAGGGAACAAACUUCUCUCCCAUGUUAUGCAAGUGAAUCUCCUUCUGAAUGCAAUGGGAGUUCCAGUCAUUUAAAAACAAAGACUUAAUGGGGUUAUUGGGGACUUGGGGGAAGGGAAGAGGGGUUGUUUGUUAUUUCCCCUCCGAGAAAAAGUAGUUUAAGUGAAGUGUUCGAGGCAGUGUUUAAUUGCUUCCUGCCUUGUUUGUACAUAGCAAUUUGGCUGUUUAUUGGUUGUCUUUGUUCAGAUUUUUAUUGUAACUUGUUUCUAUAUAUGCAAUCAAGCGUAUGUUAAAGUUUAAAUUUUGGUACAAAAUAAUGCACAAUUUUAUGUGCUCUAAAACUUUGUAAAUAUCUUGAUGAACAAUGUAUGCUGUGCUAACUGUGAGCUUGGGACUGACACAACAAUAUUUUCAUGCAUAUGUACCUGUGAAUGGCUUGAAAAAAUCAAAAUAUAUAUUGAGGAUGGCCACGAGCCAAGAGUAAAUGAGUGCCGUAUGACUCAUGCUUCUUUAAUAAUUCCUGAAAGAGGCAUGAAUAGUACAUAAAAUAGACAAUAAAAAUAAUUUUCAGGACUACAAAUAUUUUUUAUAACUUCAGAUAUUAAAUACUAUUUUAGAAAAAAAAAAAAGAUUGGUUGGUAAAAGAAAUCUUACGUUUAUUUGAGUGAAUCAUUGUCAUAAAAAUGUUCUUAACAUAGAUUUUUUUGUUUGAUCUAAUAUCAUAGAAACUCAGCUCUUUCAAGAUUUAGAAGACUUGAAUUGCUCUUGCAUUCUUACCACUCCUGUGAUCUUCUAAAAUUAUGCACUUCAAGUCUUCUCCCUCAUUAAUAAAGAAAUGCUGGUGUGUACACUCACAUGAUCCUAAAUACCACAUGCACUUGUGCACAAUGUUUAAACAGUAUUUCUUGAAAAAUAUUCUGUUUGACCAUCAUCAAGUACCCCCAUAUGUGAACUUUACAAUCCCUGGAAAUCUGAACGUAGUUUGUGUUUCUCCCUGAAUUCCUUUAUUUUUAUUGGAAAAUUACUUUUUCUAAGGCAAAGCUUUCAAAUCUGCUCUCCAAAUCCUUAUUUUAAUUCAGAAACCUGAAUGAAAUAGGCAUGGCUCUAAGGGUUGUGGGUGAAAAUACCCUCCCAUCAACAGAAAUGGAUUUUUUUUCACAUAUUCUUGUACAUAAAAAAGCAAAGCAAGACACUUCUAAUGCAGUGUGGAACUGUGUUACUGUAAGUAAGCAAGGGAAACAAGAACAACUCUGUUUUGAAAGCUGCAGUCAAACUGGAAGAGUUCUGCUCUGGGUCAGUUUACCUGAUUUCACAGGUGAACAGGUUACUAAAUGUGUUUUACCAGUCAGAUGAUGCCACAACCAGAGUGAGUGACAUGGCCAAGGUCACACAGACAGCUUGUGGCAGAGCAGGGACACAAUUUCCUGGUUAGCAUCCUCCCAACACUAUCAUCCAUAGCCUGUGCAGGGGUACAUGUGGCAAUGUCCACAGUGACCAUGCUCUGUAUUUCAGCUGUGACAUCCCAACUCAAUGCAAGCUUCAAAAAUAACAGCAUGACACUAGACUAAUAUUGGAUAUUUUCACCCAUGGAAAAUAUUUUAACCAAAACAGAGCCAAAGUGGAGUUAAGCAGCAGAGCAAAAUAAGUCUCAAGAUAAAAGAUAAAACAUGUCUGUCAUUUCCACUACCUUGAUUUUUAAUUCCCAAACAUUAAGAUUGGUACCAUGUUUACUAGGUUAGUAAAAGAAAAAAAAAAAAAAAAAAACAAAUGCAAGUAAUUAGUCAUGUUCAGUGACCUAAGGAAUUGACUGGGAAAAACACUGCAGGACAAAGCAGGAUUUUUGUGUGCAUGUGCUUCAGUUCCUCUGGUGCAUUUUGCAUGUACCAUGCAUUUUUGGAGCCUGGUUGUUUUUAUAUUUUGCUUGCCCUGAGCUGAGAUUUCUCCUUUCUCUCAGAAGAUCAGUGAGUGAGCAGCGCAGUUCUCCCAGGCAUUUCCAACACGUCUGCCAUGAAGGACAGUGCUGUUCUGUACCUGCCUCUGUGUUCUCUGCUGUUUUACUGAAAAGCUUCUAAACCAACUGGAAAGAAGUUACAAACUUUUCUGGGCAUGUUUCUGACUUGCUCUUCUGGCAGCAAAAGAUACCCACUUCACUGUUCCACUCCAGUGUAUUGACCUAUAUAAACUCUUAUCUUUCUGAGCAAACUAUUAACUUAUUUUUUCAUUCUGUCUUUAAAUAAAAGCUCUGGGUUUUA